Molecule: messenger RNA, 2107 nt
Organism: Tachyglossus aculeatus (Australian echidna)
Lineage: Eukaryota; Metazoa; Chordata; Mammalia; Monotremata; Tachyglossidae
Product: muellerian-inhibiting factor-like
Exons: 5
Coding region: 94-2031 (645 amino acids)
Biological process (GO): Mullerian duct regression; gonad development
Molecular function (GO): growth factor activity
Source: RefSeq, a predicted model, not a curated record
UUGUCCUGCCGGGGGACUUGCUUCCACGCGGAAAGAAGGUUCAUAAUCUUCAAGUCGUUCGAUUCCAAGCGUUUCUGAGUCAUUAAGCCCAAAAUGAAAGACUCUUUCUACCCAAAUAUGCUGUUUAUGCUGCUGCUAUUGUUGCCACUGACGGUAGCUCUGCCAAAGAAAGGAAGUCCAAAGGUAAGACUUGAUUCUACUUCCGAGCUUUUACCUACCACUUCUUGGGACCAGUUGCGUCGUAGCCAAAUAGAGGAACACGAAAAUAUCGGCCAAAGUGCAUGGCGAAAUACGAUUGUCUCAAGCAUAUCACACAGGAGUGGAGCCGCAGAAACUAUCCCAGCUAGGACCCAACUCUUAACCGACCAUGGGAAUACAACCGCAGAUAUGUGGGGAAAGAACAGUUUCCGCCAUUCGUCUCUCACUGGCCUGGGGGAGCCAGUGUGCCAUCUCAAGCUGGGCACAGGGAGCGGCCUAGACCAGUAUCAUCUGGAAGUGGUGGGUUCUCUGAGCAAUUAUGAACACAUCUUCUUGGAGGCCGUGAAGCAGUCUCAUUGGAGACUCCACGAUUUGGCCACCUUUGGUAUUUGCCCUCAAGGAAAUGCAAAAGUAUUUCUCUCAUUGCGACGUUUGGGAGCAUGGCUUACAGAGCCAAGUCAGCAACAUCUCGUUGUACUUCAUCUUGAGGAAGCAAUAUGGAAGUUGGACCUGGAGUUAAGGUUCUGGGAGCCACAAGAUGCAGGUGGUUCUGCACUGUUAGGUGACCUGAAGCUGGCAUUGCUGGUAUUUUAUCCAGGACCGAGGAGUCAAAGGUUCAAAUCUGGUCAAGAGUUCACAGUCACUGGAGAUGGGCUGCAACAGGAGCAGAGCCUUUGCCUUUCCAGCAACACUCGCUUCCUAGUCCUUGGUGUGGAAGGGAAAUUUGGGGGCUGGCAACUCCGAUCCAGACUUUCUUUGACACUUUGGCCCCUCGGCAAUGAUGGGCUGCGUCUGUCUACUUUGGAGCUCCAACCUCUACUAUUUGGUUCUGAUGACAAAUGCUUCACAAGGAUGACUCCUGUGCUGUUUCUGCUUCAGCAGCAGAAGCCACUUAGAGAAUUGCAGCCCACACCCACUAAGGAGUGGCUACAAAUAACACCAAAUCCUCCACCCAGCAGGCCAACUCCAGACCCCAAAGAGGUAUAUGGUACAACUAUGUCCCCUUCAAGCCUCUCAGACCAUUUUCUGAACACCCUGAUGUAUUUGGUCCGCACUGUUCUGAACUCUCCAUCUGUCCUGCAUAGCCCAACCCACCUGCAUCUAGAUCUGGAUCCCAAAGCCCUGAAGGGCUAUCCUCAGCAAUUCUUCAAUUUCUCAGAGCCAGAUGCUCUAGAACAACUGGUGAAAUCAGAGGAACCACUCUUAUUGCAGCUCCCAGCUGAUAGUCAGGCUCUGCUGGAAAAACAAGCAGAGCAGUGGCAGCCUAAGCAGGAACUAGUUCAGCUUCUCUCAUCCAGACUACAAGCAGUUGUAGCAGAUCUUUUGGAACUGCCUGCCUUGCAGCCCCACAUAAUGCUUCUCCAGAGAUUGUUAGACUUCUGUCAGAUACCCAAAAGCAGCAGCAGGUCCCAGGAUCCUCCCUCCCAACUAUAUGCACUGUUGCUUCUCAAAGUCCUGCAAAGCUUACGGGCUGAGUGGCAGGAGCGCUGGAAACUGUCUCGGGUACAACGCAGUGUUGAGAAUGAGGAUCGGUGUCAGCUGCAAGAACUGACUGUGGACUUAAGCUUAGAGCAUUCAGUGCUAAUCCCUGAAACGUAUGUGGCCAAUAACUGUCAAGGCCUCUGCAGUUGGCCUCAAUCUGACCUCAACCCCAACUACAAUAAUCAUGUGGUGUUAUUGCUCAAGAUGCAAGCACGAGGAGCAGAACUGACCCGGGGACCCUGUUGUGUACCCAUCACCUAUGCAGAGAAGACUCUCAUCAGCCUCUCUGAAGAGGGACUUAGUGCUCGCCUCAUGCCUAAUAUGGUGGCUAUUCAAUGUGGCUGCCGUUAGGCCCCCCAUCUCCUAAUUACCCAUUUUAUACUACCUUGAUUUUUUUAGACUCAUAUCUCAACUAAUGUCUCCUCAA